Molecule: messenger RNA, 15819 nt
Organism: Xyrichtys novacula (pearly razorfish)
Lineage: Eukaryota; Metazoa; Chordata; Actinopteri; Labriformes; Labridae
Source: the annotation of a GenBank genome assembly
CUGGGACACACACUGGGCCUGACUGGGAUGGGCUCGUAUGCUUGCUGGAGCCUUUUUUUUCUGCUGCAGUGCCAUUUGAAAACACUCCAACCCUUCUGCAGUGCGCUGGAGCCCAGAACUGAUGUUGAAUGACUCCUCUUUUUUUUUACCCAACCCACACACACACACACACACACACACCUCAUUCAGCCGUUUACAUCACACCACCACCGCCACCCUCGUAGGCCAUCCAAAAGCACCUCAAGGUUCUGAGUGAACAGCCCAACAAUGAAAUAUCUAAGUGUCAAACCCUGCAGCCGGCAUGAAAGGGCCUCAAAAGAGAAGGCCGGGGAGCAGUCAAGGUCACUGCAGCGUCAGCAAGUGAGGUGAUCGUGGGUGUGGUCUCUGGAGUGAAAUUAUUUAUGAUACGUUUUAGUGCUUAAAAUAGGCUGAAACACAGACAUAGAAAGAAAGUCAUUGUGGCUGUCUCUCUCUCUCCCUCCCUCCCUGUCUACAGCUCUCCCUGUUUCUCUCUCUCUGUCUGCCUUUCUGUCUCAGGAGCAAUCUAAAAUUGGCCAUGCUUGAUGCAUUAGCUCUGCUUGACUAGAGCUCGCAGUUGAAAGCAAAUGAGGGGGGACAGGAAAAUGUCGACAGGUGAUUAAUGGCAAAUGUCCAAAGUGUUCAAAGCAGAAUAAGUUCUCUUCUCACACCCUGAACCCAUAAAGCUUCACUUUAGAGAGAAUAUAAGUCUGUAAGUAAUCCGCUAUAGCAAAGAAACGCGACGGAUGUAAAGUCAACGUGAGCGAUAUCAGUUGCUGCACCUGUGCAGGAGAGUGAUGAGGAAUUUGACAGCUUUAAAUGCAUUAAGUAAUGGAUCCUCAGAAAGCACUAAUGCAGCUGUUUUUGGUGCAUUACUUCCAUCGAUUGGUAAUCGUUUCCAUUGACCUGCUUUGACCGAGGAUUAGAGAGAAGCAUCAAGAUUGAUAGGGGAUCAAUAACCUGUCUGUGGAGCCAACCUCAGGACAGGCAGGCAGCCCACACUGACGCUUUACUUUUCAGGGAAAAUGUCCAGGAAAGUCGAAGGUUUGCGUCAUAAAUCUCAUGUGGCUUUGUGACGAGUACAGUAAAUAUAGCAGGGAGGAUGAGCGUCGCAGAGGGAACGUGUGGGCAUAAGAUGUUUACACUGAUCUGUAAGGCCAUCCAGUAAUACAGAUGAAUAAAUGUGAUUGGUCAUUAAAAGACUAGGCAGCAUAAGGUGUGUUACAAAAAUCACCAACAACAUCAUUAAUCUCUUGGCAGCUCUGUAACUUUUUUAUAUCUUGAAGAUUUUAUACUGAAUAUCAUGUGUUUGAAACUUGGAUUAUUUAUAGUUCUAAUGACAUACAUUUCUUAAUAUGCAUAAGCAGUUAAUUAAUUGCCUUGACUGAUUUGAUUUCAUCUUUUAUUCCAGUGAACUGUACUUUUCAAGAAAUCAUUAUAUCUUCCACUAUUGUCUUUGCUCUUUCUCAAUCAUCCAGGAAAAUGUCUCAAGUAUGAUUUAUUUUUUCUUCCAAAUAAUAUAAAAAAGGAAAUGUGAGUUCCAAAAAUAUGAAAAUUUAAAUUAAUAAAAAUACAUUAAAAAGAAAAAGUUAAAUCCUUAAUUGGUCACUUCAGUAAACUCCCUUAUAGUUUUUCACUAGUCAGAUAUUCGCUGUCCGUGGUGCUGAAACAUCUAGACCGUCACAGCAUUGACUGUUUCAGAUCAAGUCAGAUUAAGUUAUGACAGGAGUUUUGAGAAUUUCAAUCUUUUUUGUGUGAAACAACGUAAAACAGAGAAAAGACUCAACUAAAAUGAAUAAUGACAAAUAUAAAGUGUAUAGCCAAUUAACUGACAAGAAAAGAAGCAGGCAACAUGUGUAUAAAAGACAAAUAAAUAAUCAAGAAAAAUACACCGACUUUAAUUUUAAAAAUGAUGCGUGGAAUUAAGAUUAAUUUUAAUUCAGUGAAUGUAGUCGUGUGAUUGUGUUUCUUUUUUGUGUGGAUGGUUCAUGUGUUUGGGGAGCCAGGGGGUAGAGAGAAGUAAGGAGCACAGAGAAUAAUAAAAAACACAUCUAUCUAUCUAUCUAUCUAUCUAUCUAUCUACCUACCUACCUACCUACCUAUCUAUCUAUCUAUCUUUCUAUCUAGACUGGACGGGACCUGGGACCACUAACAGUAGCUGUGAGGGGCCCCCGCCCUCUCCUCCCCUCCCUCCAUCAAUGGAGGAAUCAAAAGUGCUUGGACCUGCCUGUUAGCGGCAGAGCCUCUCAUAUAUAAGGAGCAGGCGGAGGAGGACUCAGUCGCUGUGAGAGCCAUACACCCCUCACCUGCACACACACACAUAACACACACACUCACAUACACCCUCGCCUCCACCACCUGCUCCGUCCCCCCGUCAUUCCUGCUCACACCCCCACGGUAGUCUGACCGGAUGAGUUACCCGGUGGACACGAUAGGGAGCCCCUUCAGGAGAACUAUGGAGACUAGGACCAGCUACGGCUACAGCCGCUCCGGCAGCACCCCCUCCAGCGGCUUUCGCUCCCAGUCCUGGUCCCGAGCGAGCCCCGGAUCCACCAUGACCACCUCCUACAAGAGGAGCGUGAACAUGCCGGUGUCCCGAGCCUACAGCUCCACGGUGCUCAGCUCCGCCGACAGCGUUGAUUAUAACCAGACCUCUAUCCUGAACGGAGACUACAAGCGAUCGAACGAGAAAGAGCAACUCCAAGGGCUCAACGACCGCUUCGUUGUUUACAUUGACAAGGUGCACUUCUUGGAGCAGCAGAACAAGCAGAUCGAGGCGGAGAUCCAGGCACUGCGGCAGAAGCAGGUGUCCCGCACCCAGCUGGGAGACCUCUAUGACCAGGAGCUGCAGGAGCUGCGAUCCAUGCUGGAGCAGAUCCACCACGAAAAGGCGCAAAUCCAGCUCGACACUGACCACAUCGAGGAUGACAUCCAGCGGCUCAGGGACCGCUUCGAGGAAGAGGCUCGCAUCCGGGAGGAGACAGAGGCGAUAAUCCGCGUCCUGAAGAAGGACACGAGCGACUCGGAGUUGGUGAAGUCUGAGUUGGACAAGAAAGUUCAGUCGCUGCAGGAUGAGAUCGCCUUUAUCCGCAACAACCACGAAGAAGAGGUGAGCGACCUCAUCGCUCAGAUCCAGGCGUCUCAGGUGACCGUGGAGAGGAAAGACCUCCAGAAGGCGGACAUCACCGAAGCUCUGCGGGAGAUCCGCUGCGAACUCGAGGGCCACUCCAACCAGAACCUGCAGCAAGUGGAGAACUGGUUCAUGUGCCGCUUCGCCAAGCUCACCGAGGCUGCGGAGCAAAACAAGGACGCGAUAAAGUCCGCCCGGGAUGAGAUCGCCGACUACCGCCGCCAGCUGCAGUCCAAGACGGUGGAGUUGGAGUCUGUCCGCGGGACGAGAGACUCUUUGGAGAGGCAGCUGAACGACAUCGAGGACCGGCACAACAGCGAUUUGGCCAGCCUCCAGGUAAGGAGUUCAGCGGCGGCCACAGAGCCGUGCGUAAAAGCUGGAGAGACCUUAGAUGACCUAUCCUCUCACUGAGGAUAUGGGAUUGAUUCUGCUGUUAUUCAGAUUUAAUUGACACUUAAACUUUAAAAGUCAAAGUAAAGGUUUGAUUCCGAUCAUGUUAAAUGUAUUUAUCUAAUAUUUGAUUUUAUUUCAGUGAUGUAGGACAGUUUUAUUUGGGGUGGCAGGAUUGAAAAAUCACUAUAUAAGCUAUGAGUGAAACGGAUCACACUUUUUUCUCUUUUCUGGUGAAGCUUGUGUGAAAACAUUUUCUGCUGCGUAACGCCUGCUAUGAGCUCAUCACUUUCCAAGCUUUCCAAGAGUCAGGAAAGAGUUAAAGGGGAGACACUGCAGCAGACUCUCUCUCUCUCUUUCUCUCUCUCUUGCUGAGUCAGAGGCCUGGGUCGAUGCCUUUAUUGGCUGUGUCCUUACAUCACACCACAGAGAUUCUUGGGUGGGGGCGGGGUCGUAUUGACAAGUGUGGAGGCUGUCCUUGAAAGUGAGGCAUUCAGAAGAUCCAGAAUACUGUAUUGCGUCAGAAUAAAUCAUCACAGCAACAGCUUUUGGUGCACACAGAGGAACAAAUUGAUCGAAUAAUCUCCAAUGUUUAAUUAGCUGCACAAAGUUUGUGAAAACAUGGGUCUUUUAAAUCCUGAUUUUGAGAAACUUUAUCAAAUAAUCUUCAAAAGAGAAUAAAGCUUUUUGCCAGCUUAUGCUUUUUUGUGUGCUCUUCUUUUUCGACAGGAAACAAUUCACCAGCUGGAUAAUGAGCUCAAGAGCACCAAAUGGGAAAUGGCUCGUCAUCUGCGUGAGUACCAGGACCUUCUGAAUGUAAAGAUGGCCCUGGACAUUGAGAUUGCUGCAUACAGGUACAAACUGAUGUGGAUUAAAAAGUUUACAAAUCACAAUUCCUGAUUUUGAUGACACAGUUCCUUGUCAAAUGCUCUAAAUCUGAUUUUCUACAUCCCUAGGAAACUCCUCGAGGGCGAGGAGACCCACUUUAGCUCAUUCCCUUACCGCCAAGCUGUUAGCACCAAAAUCUCAAAGUCUAAAUCAGACGCUCCCAAGCUGAAGGUGCAGCACAAGUUUGUGGAAGAGAUCAUCGAGGAAACGAGGGUAGAGGAUGACAAAACCGACAUCGACGAGGCUCUGGCAGAGAUCGCUCAAGAGCUGUCAGCCACCCUCGGAGAUGGAGGAGAGGAGGCAGAGGAGGAAGGGGAAGAGGAAGGAGAGGGAGAAGAAGCAGAGGGAGAGGGGGAGGGAGAGGAGGAGGAGGAAAUCAUAGCCUCCACUGACGCCAAAGUUAGCUCAAGCGCUCCCGCAAAGGAGGAAGAAGAGGAGGAUGAUGAGGGAAAAGGUGGUGAUGAGGAAGAUGAGGGGGAGGGAGAAGGCGAUGAGGAGGAGGGAGAGAAGGAAGAAGAAGGCGAGGGAGAGGGAGAGGAUGAGGGAGAAAAGGGCGAUGAUGAAGAGGGUGGUGAUGAAGGAGAGGAAGGAGGAGACGGGGAGGAGGAAGUUGAGGAGACGGUGCUGUGCUCCAAAGCUCCAGAGUCUAAAGCCUCUCCCGACAAAGAGAAGGCAGGAGACAAGGAGGCGAGUGGAGGAGAGGAGGAAGCCGGUGCUGAAGAGGAGGGAGGAGACCAGGAUGACGAUGCAGGAAGUGACAAAGCAUCCAAAAGUGGAGAUGAGAAAGAGGAAAAAGAGGAUGCAGAUAAAGGAAAGACAGAGGAAGAGAAAGUGAAAGAGGACAAAUCUGAAGAAGUUGUAGCUGCAACUGAAGCUCCAAAAACAGAAUCUGCCAAACCUGAAGCCAAGAAGGAAGAACCUGCCAAGAAAGAUGCAUCAAAGCCCAGCUCUCCAAAGUCUGAAUCACCUAAGCCUGAAUCCCCCAAGUCUGAAUCACCUAAGCCUGAAUCCCCCAAGUCUGAGUCCCCCAAGCCUGCAUCUCCCAAGGCCGAGUCCCCUAAAGCUGGCUCACCAAAAAGCGAAUCCCCAAAACCAAGCUCCCCAAAACCCGAGUCUCCUAAAUCUGAAUCCCCUAAACCAGGAUCUCCAAAAGCAGAAUCCCCCAAGAAAGAGACCCCAAAAUCUGAGCCUGCAAAAGCCGCAGAAGAGAAAUCAGACAAGAAGAGCGACUCCACAGAAGACAAGAAGGUAGAAAAGAAGGAUGUUGCGAUGAAUGGUGACUUAGACAAGAGCAGCCCUGAGGAGAAAGGGAAGAAAGACGAGGGGAAAGACAGCGAAGUGCUAGCUAACGGUGUGGAUGAGAGCCCUGUGAAGGACGACGGCAGCCAGAAGGUGGUGAUCACCAAAACUGUGGAAACGAUCACCACUGGAGAGGACGGAUCCAAGCAUGUCACUAAAUCCAUUACUGUGACCGAGACCGUGAAAGAGGUGGAGGAAGUCGAGGAGGUCAUGCAGGAGAAGCUGGUCUCCAGCAAGAAGACGGAGAAGCACUCCACCCAGUCUAUCAAGCAGGUGACCGAGGGUGACUGAGCAGCUUCAAGGCAGCUGACCCAGCUCAGGAGGAAGAGGAGGGGGCCAGAGGAGAAGACCCGAAGACAAGCAAUGAAACCCAGAACUAACAUAACAAAGAAAACCAUACAGCUAGAGCGACGUAAUAAAGAUAACCACUCUCAAACAUACAAGACAAAGCAUAGAGAGACGCCAAAACCUUAAUGCUACAAAACUUCAAAAAUGCAUGUUGAGUGACAGCUUUAAAUGGGCUUCGCUGCAGAUGCGGUCAGGAGCAAGUGACUGAGACAUUUUAUCCUUUAUCUGUUUCUUUCUGCAGUUCACGGGAGAGCUCACGGAGGGAGGGAGGGCGGGCGGGAGGGGGGUCUCUGCAUGCUAGCUCAGGAGAGGGGAAUACUUUCCUCUUGUAUUUGUAUGUAUGGUAGAUCUACACUGUAAAAAGAGUACAUAUGUGAAAGGAAUACAUGUUGUUUGGGUGGGAGAGUGAGAGUAUUAUUCGAGUCGAGGAGUAUUUUGAGUUUAAGUCAAAGAGAGGGGACAGGCAGGUGGGAGGGUCUCACUGAAGAAGCCUUACGAGACACGUGAAGAUACCAACUGAGCCAAAAAAAAAGAAACUAACAACUACACAACACACAGUGAGGAAAGAGACGAGCAGGGAUAUGAUAGACACAUGACCAUAUACAUCCAGUAACUGAAGCAGUUAAAGCUUAACGAAACCUGAAGAAACUCCUAGCCUUAAACAUGCUUUUUAUCCGUGUCUGUUCUGUUUACCUGAGUGCAACUGAAAAAUAAAACUGUAAAUGCGCACAUACAUGCAUUCUUGUAUGCAUAGGAUGGACUUGAAUUUAAAUACAGAAAUAAAUGAGGUGCUACUGUUUGCAAUCCCAUGACUUUACUCAUCAUGAACGAUUUCCCAGCAGCAUUUGCUCAAUAAAUGUCAUAAUGAAUAAAAGUGUGUGUCCUGUCAUUUCAUAUGAACAAAAAAUUUUGACUUUGCAAACUUGACAUCAAGAAUAGCUACAUAAUGUAGUUAGGUGUAAAAAAAUGCAAAGCUAUAGUUUCAAUGACUCUCAAUUUCAGAGGUGAUCACAUCUUUUAUAUUCACCAUCUAAUUUCUAAUACCAAUUUGUGGAGACAUUAACAUAAGGUUUAUAUCAAAGUAACCAAAAAGAUUAACAACCCCUGUAACAAUGUCCUCUGGCCCUCUCUAUGGCAUGAAUAUGCAUUGAUAAUAUAAAAUCAGAUGCAUUCCUUGCAGUUAAAUUAAUAUUAAUAUUCAAACACAGUGACUUUAUCAUCAGACAGGUUUAAAAUGUUAAUAGACCUGCACAUAAAAAAAUCAUUUAUUGAUAUAAAGUUAUCAUGCAAGAAAGCAACUUGUCUCAUUUGAAAAAGUUAGUGAAAGUGACUCAAUUCAGUGCCAUUUGUCAUUCUCUAACACUCUAAAUGGAUAUUCAAGUUUUUAAAAAUCUGUGAUAUAUGUUUCAUUGACCAUGCUGAAAGGAUAGUGAAGAUUUAUUCCUCUGCAGAACAGCUAAAGUGUUGCUGAAAGAUUUGAUAGAUGAGCUGCUGCCUUUAGGUUUUAAAUAUGUGCAUUUUGUUCUUUGUAAACAUCAUAAAGCAAAAGAAGUGGUGGCAGAUGCUUGUGCUGACUAGCUGGCUGCAAAAAAAGAAAAAAGAUCAGCAACAGUUUUUAAAGGGGUUUUAAUACCCACACGGCAAUGUGCUAUAUGAAUGCUACAGCUGCGUGUGUUAUGUAAGUGCAUAAUGUCUGUUUAGGAAGUUAAAUAACAGAGCAGCUGCUGGGUAAUGCCAGCCACAACAUGGGAGACUAUGGAUGCUGUACUGCAGAGAUAAAAUUCAAACUGGUAAGAAGUAAUAAACACAAGCAAGUGAUACCAUAUAAUAUUUAUAUGGUUUGGAAUAUACUCUGUUCUUGUACAUAUCUUAUUUCUUUAACACUGCUCUUUCUAAAUAGUUUUAUUUCUUAUAUUCUGCACUUCUUACCAACCUUUGCAAUUUCUUAUCUAUUCUUAUUCAUUCCUAUUCUCCUUUUACGAAUAUCUGUAUUUUCAAGAGCAAGUGUGAUGCUUUAUUUAUCACCCCCGGGCAUAAAUAAAGUUUUUAUGAUUCAGAUUCAGAUCCAGAUUUUAUCUUUGCAUACAAAGUGUUGAAGGUCCCUGACACCUGCUUCAGGGAACACCUGGUACAACAAAAACAAAAACAUGCUCGUGUCUCUUUUGGUCUCAAAUCACUUGACCUGUGGGGCGGCUGUUGCCCAGUGGCAGAGUCGGUCAUCUCCCUAUCGGAAAGCUGGGGGGUUUGAUCCCAAGGUUGUCCAAAUACCAUUUGACCUAAUUUUCCGCACACAGUGAUGUAUGAGAGGGAUAAGUCAAAAACUGAUGGGCUCUUUAUAUAAAAGCCUCUGUGAUCUAAAGACUGAGCUCACAAGACUUGAUAUAUAAACAUAGUCCAUUUAAACUUCAAACCAGCCAGUUACUUAUACCUCCAAUAAGAGCACAGUUUAACCAUGAUAGGGAUUAAAGCAACUGAAAUACAAGACAAAAAAAAUAAAGAGGCUCUAAAUUUAAAAGGACAGAAAACGAUCAUUACCACAGUCGCCACUAAAACCUGCUGAGGAAAGAGAAAAGGGUUGCUGUUGUGUUGUAAUUGUCUCAACCACUCGGACCCGGUGUCCGCACAUGUGCGGGUAAGACCGUGACAUGAGCCUCUCCCUCUCAUCUCCAGCCUCUAUCUUCACAAGGACGAGAUAAAACAACAGAGUUUUCUCUGAUUUUGCUACCGGGGGGUUAGAGCAUGUCUAAAUGUUGUGUUUUAAUAUUUCACUGAUCUAUAUUAAUAAGUUUUUAAGAUUUUAAACACUUUUACAUGUUUUAAACGCGCUGUAGACAUGAGUGACUCCGGUAGAAAAGAGGAAGCUGAAGAAGCCGUCAGGUAACUUCACCCCACUAUCAUACAUCAAAACACAGAGAACAGUCUUACCUCACUAUGAUGUGUAUAUACCCCUCCAGUUUCACAAUGGUAAGCUGGUAAAGUUUCCACAGGAACAGAAAAAAGAAAAAAGUAAUCCAUUCUCAUCAUUUUCUGCGGCGAAAUUCGCCGGUCAACUUUGUUUUCAGUCUUUUUUUAUAAAGUUCCCCACAAACUAACUCAACAAACAUUUCCUUCUGAUUGAACCACAAAAAUGCCAAUCAAGCUGACAGAGAUUUAGUCUGGCCAAUCAUAGCCCAAAGCUCACUGUCCGUACCUGCCCAUCUAUACAGCGAUUGGAUGAAUCAAUUCCGGUUUGAGCGUAGUCGAUUCAUUCUGCCAAUGGAAAGCUCUCACACGAGGGGUUGAUCCAGGUAGUCUCCACCGAUUGGCUGAGAUACAAGCAUGCGCAGCUUUGCCGCGCAAAGUCAAGUAGCCACGGCGAUGCUAAAUGCUAACACUCAGGACCAUACAGAAAACGGACCGGACGCACGGAGCAGCGAGUUGACUCACGUAUUUUGUUGUAGUAACCAUGACUACCACUACAGCUAUCUUGAUUAAAGCCGGACGGCUGUUAGUGUUGUUGACACCAGAGUAACGUCCUAUAUGUCCAAGAUCAUAAUUUUAUGAACUAUAUCAAAGUCAUAACAUCAAGCCGCAGAUUCCUGGAGGGUCUAACUUUUGGAUUUCCGGUAAUUUGAAUUUGUUAAGCAAGAAAUAUAAUGCUAAAUAUUGGAGUUAAAAUAUGAAAAGAAAGUCCUGCACAGAUUCAUUACUCUAUGCACAUUAAAAUCUAAUAUGGCUGUCUUGCCCAGUAACAUUGUUUUAGUGGGAUUUGUAAUAAAUUGAUGCAGAGACAGUUAUUAAGAUAUGCUAUAGAUUAUUAAACAUUGUGGGUAUUGAUACUAGUUCUAUAUUUUACAACACAAUACAAAAUUAAAACACCAGCCAAUGACUGUUUUGGAUUUGAUUAUAUUCUAAGGAAGGAUAAUAAAGAUGGUUAUUAUUUUUGUAAAGAUGAUGGUGAUAUUGGCCCUGUGAGGGCUGAUGCCAAAAUGAUGCAGAUUAUGUCCAAAUGCCAAUAAUUGGCUCAAUUAAUCAGCCGACCGAUUCAUCAAUCUAUCCCUCAAACUAACUUAAAGGUACCAGUGUGUAGAAAUGGAUGUUUGAAUGUUCAGUUUUAAUCACUUAAGUUUCUACAACCAAAUCCUUUUACUAAUACAUUUAUUGUACACAGCGACCACCAACAGAAAAACCAUUCAUCAAAUCAUACUUACCCUCAAACAGAAGAGAGGUAAAGACUCCAGAGACAGAUAAAGAGACACAUGUGGCGUUACGAGAAGUUUAUUGAACCAUCACAUUCACUCACACUCAUCAAGCUUUACAUUCAACUCUUUGAAAUCAUCAGGAAUUGUGCAACCAGACCUUCACGGACUACUCUGGAUAUUGGCAAGCAGGUAACCUUGAUUUGUUUCUGUAAAUGGCUAUUGGACUGUUUCAUUGAGCACCAUGUUAACAAGCUGUACUGACAGGAUAGUGUAGAUGCCGCUACUGGUUAUUGAGCUAAUGGGCAGGCUGGACCGAAGUUUGCUGGUGCUACUGGCUCACUUUUUGGCCUUUGUGCUCUUGUCUUCAGCAGCUUCAGCUUUAGCUGGUUUUUCCUCCUCUUUCUCCUUUUUGGUUUCAGCUUUUUCUUCUGUUUUUGGAGCGGCCUUCUCCUUGUCUUUGUCAGAUUUGGUGUCGGCUUUGUCGUCUUUCUUUGUAUCAGCCUUUUCUUCCUUUUCAUCGCUCUUCUUUUCUUCCUCCUUUACCUCUUUAGCUUCUACUUUGGUAUCUUUCUCGUCACCAGCUUCUUGGGUUUUUCCCUCCUCUUGUGCUUCUUCUUCCUCUCCUUCUACGUCCUCCUUUUCUUCGGCAUUAUCUCCUUCUUCUUUGUCCUCUUUCUCUCCCUCAUCUUCAGCAGCCUCAGUCACCUCUUCUUUUUGCUCCUCUUCAUCACCACCUGUAUCGUAGUUGAAAAAGAGUUUGGUCAUACUGAAAUAAACUGAGCUAUAGAAAGCUUGCUAAAAACGAGAAUGCACUUACCUUCUUCUCCCUCUUUAGCCUCCUCUUCUCCUUCCUUAGCCUCCUCUUCCUCACCUUUGUCACCCUCCUCCUCUCCUCCCUCUUCCUCCUCUUCUUCCCCCUUUGCCUCCUCUCCUCCCUCCUCUUCUUUCUCCUCCUCCUCUUCUUUCUCCUCCUCCUCCUCUCCUGCUUCUUCCUUUACCUCCUCCUCUGCUUCCUCCUCCUCCCCUGCCUCCUCCCCCUCCUCCUCUUCUGGAGGUGGGCUGGCCUCUGCUUGCUGGGCUUGGCUCGCAGAGAUGAGACCCUCAGGGGUGCUAAUGGUGGAGCUGAGCAGGCGUGAUGUCAUCAGGUAGGAGGCACCUGAGCUCAGGCUGGAGAGGACAGGUCGGGUGAAGGAGGGAGCAGAAACACUGUGGCUGUACAGAGAGGACACGCCCCCAACCAGACCCACAUUGAAGCGGGACUCCUCCCCCUCCAGCAGCUUCCUGUACAGGUUGGAAAGAGAAUGUGUUAAGUUUGGAAUUGACAAUGUUUUCACUUUCAACCAGAUCUAAAGUGAUAGAUUAUUGGUAAAUUUGCAAAUGUAACACAACCUACAAAUAAGAAAUCAAGUUUAAAUAACCUUAGAUAACUGUUUUAAUACCAUUAAGAUAAUAAGCUGUUAUGCAUCUACUUCAGUGUAAUAGAAUCAGUACUUUUAACGAAUUUAGUCACUUUGAUGCCCUUCAAUCUUUUCCUUUUUGCCUCUUUUUCAUUGUUUUUUUUUUACCUGUAUGCAGCAAUCUCUAUGUCCAGAGCCAUCUUGACAUUCAGGAGGUCCUGAUACUCCUUCAGGUAGCGUGCCAUUUCCUGUUUGGUGCCUCUCAGCUCACCUUCCAACUCUGCGAUGGUGUCCUAGAUAGAAGAAAAAGUCAAGUUUCAAACAUAAAGAUGAAGGACACACAGCAUGAGAGGAAAAGCUUAAGUGUUAAAGGUUACUGUUCAAUAAGUCAUGUUCUGACCUGCAUAGCUGCAAUCUCUGCACUCUGCUUCUCCUCCAUCUCAUGCAGCUGUUUCUCCAGGGACUCAUUGAGGCCUCUGCAUGCGUCAAUCUCGAGCAGGCGGGUCUGGAGCUGGCGUCGGUACUCUCCUGCUUCGUCCUUGGAGCUCCUCACUGCAUCGGUGUGCUGGGCCACAGACUCAGUCAUGGAUCCCACUUUUCCUCUAAACCACUCCUCUGCUGCUUGCAUGUUCCUUGCUGCCAGCCUUUCAUACUGGGACCGGAUGUCCCUCAGAGCCCCGGAGAGGUCAGGGGUUGCAGCUUCAGAUUCUACAGCUACCUGGACGCCCAGCUGGACCUGGGCCUGGAGCUCAGCCACCUCCCCCUCAUGGAUUCUCUUGAGGAAAGUCAGCUCCUCCAGCAGAGUUUCGAUGCUCUUCUCCAGCUCAGCCUUGGCUAAAGCUGCCUGAUCAGCCUCACGUCGGGCAUCCAUCAGCCUACCCUCGGCCUCCUCACGAGCCAAGACCUCCUGUUCAUAUCGACCCUGUAGGGCAGUCAAGGUCUGUUCCAGCCGCUCUCUCUGUCCAAGGGCAGCCUGCUGUUCUGCUCUGGCCUCGUCCACAGCUGCCCUCAGGGCCCGGGCCUCCUGCUCGUACAGUGCUCUCAGACGGGAUGGUUCAGUGUGCCUCUGCCUCAGGAGCAUCAGCUCCGCCUCCAAAGCUCGGUUCUGCUGCUCCAGCUCACGCACUCUCUCGAUAAAGCCUGCAAAGCGGUCAUUGAGCUCCUGUAACUGGGUGCGCUCCUGGGUGCGUACAGCCCGAAACUCUGAGCUGAUCUGGGCUGCCUGACUGAGCUCCAACUCCAGGGAUGAAGCUGGCAAAGAUGAGGAGAGCAGCACCCGGCUGGGAGAAGAGUACUGCAGACGGGAAGAGGACACCGGGGAAGCGUGGGAAGAGUAGACAGAGUGCGUCCUUCCUCUGGUCAUCAUUACACGAGGGGGGGCCUCCACAUACCAGCGCCUGUAUGGUGAGGAGGAGUAGUAGGGGUCAUAUCCAAUGCUACUCAUGGUUGUGUGAUGGGAGGACAGGUUCCUCUCCCUCUCCUCGCUGUGUAUGAGAGUGUGUGUGUGUGUAUGUGUGUAUGUGUGUGUGUGUGGAGGUGCACGAAGGGCUCAGGUUAAAGCCUCAACUGCUUGCUGCUGCAGCAGCUCAGGCUUUUAUAGCAGGAUGGUGAGCUGUGACGCAAGCGCCUUCCCCCAAACUCUGACAAUGCAGGCUUAUAGGCUAACACUGCAACAGCAAGAAGAGAUACAGAGAGGGACCAUGGGAGUUUGAGAAGGAGGGAGGGAAGAGAGUGGGGGUAAACGAUAGGUAAAACAAGACACCAGGGGGAUGAUUGCUCAGUUAGAUGCUUGUCUUGUUCUUUCUCUGGCAUAAAAAGAAACAUUUUCUCAGGCUUAGUUUGUCAAAGUCACAUAAAUACCAGUGUGUUGUGGUGCAAUUAAAACAAAAACAUACUCAAGAAUUCAAAUAAAUGUUCAAGUAGUAACUAAACCCGGUGCUUUCCAAAUGAAAACCGCAAAUAAUGUAAUAAAUGUGCACAGAAAGAAGACAUACAUACAUACUAAACUAUACCUCCUGUUGUAUCCUUACUGCAGGCGAGAGAGAGAGUGGGGAGGGCUGUCCUGGUUUAACAAUCGUGACACAGCAUCUCUCCAUCUGGUGGCGAGCAGAACUACAGGCACGACCUCAAAAGACCUGCAGUGAUUAAAAAAAUCCCACCCAAACAGAAAGGUAGGAGGUUAAAGAGACAGAAAAAAACAUGUUACCUUGUGGGGAAAACAAAUCAAUGGUAAGGAAUUGAGAAAUUUAAGCAGGUUUUCUAACUCAAUGGUGAUAAAUAAGCAAUAAGUAAUUCAUUGGUUUGUGAUAUUUGUAUUAAAUUGUUUUUUAAGUGUUUUUCUUUAACAACAAAGAAUUGCCAACUAACUUGUUGACUGACUUGUUCUGCCUCAGGAUGAAGACUGUAUAGAAAGUCAAUUAUAUAUAUUUUUUCUGAGCUUUUCACAAGCAGAAAUCAAAGUUAUCCUGCACAGAGGGAUUUUCUAUUUUUAUUUCCCUAAUAAGAAGUUGCUUUUGAUUCGACAAUGAAGAAAGGAAGCCAUUUUAGAGCAAGGGUCAGAAAAACAGUGCUGCAGAGGAAAACAAAAAAAGGUUUAGGUCAACACAUUUAUUGUCAGACAUUUAUAAAAAGACAGAUUCUAUUCUUUUCCUUUUUUUAUCAGUAAAAUAAAAUUUUUUAGUUUUUAAGGUAGUUUAGUUCUUUAAAAGUCCCUCUUACCAGCAGCACUGAUACCUCGGCAGGUCAAUUACACUGACUUGCUGACAUGCAUUUUCAUUCCUAAUGUGUCAAUGAGUGUGUGUUUAGUGUGCAAAGAGAAGCACAUAUUCAGAAGUGCACCUUGCUUUAGAGCAGCAUGCAUAAAUGAAGUGUCUUGCAGUGCUUUGCAGCAACAUCCCUGUAGAUUUUUGAGUAUUUACAUGAUUCAUCGAGUAAUUCGUCUAUGCAGCAAAGGCCUCGAUACUAACAGCCAGCCUGCUUUUUCUGAACAGUAGUGAAGCAGGCAGUGAGAGGUGGGGGACUCCAGGGGGAUCUGCAUGGACUCUGCUGCAGCCUGAGUCAUCGUAACAGUUGUGAUCACACAAACUCCCCUGUGUACACUCUUUCCCACCCUCACAGCAGUCUGACAAUCUGCACCAGGGCUGUUUUUGGCAGAUGAGAUGCUUGCAGGAGAAAGCAGACCAUUAACAUCUCUUUGCAAGCUAAUUAGCUCACUAAAAGUGAUGAUUUAAAGGUUGCUGCUUUCUUAAUGACUUCAUUAAUGCUCAUAAAAUCCCCUAUUCCUUGAGGCAUUAGGGCAAAACAGCAACAUCGUUGUUUACAACAUUCAUAUCCUAAGCUCACAAAUUUAGUAUCUGACCCACAUUUGUUUUUUGUUGCCAUGUAGAUGAAAAUAAAACAUCUUUAUGAGUUUGAAAGUGAAAAGUUGAAGCUGCACACUAAAACAUGACACUGUGUGACAUUAACAAUACAUAAAUGAGAAAAAGUCGCUUGACUUAAAGGCACAGGAAGAGAAACUUAAUAAAAAUGGGCAUACACUGCUAUUGUCAUAAAUACUUUAUUAUCAAAUAGUCCCAAACACCAUACUCAUAACAAAACAAAAACUACCUUUGGCCAUAGAAAUAGCUGUUCAGAUCUGGUAUAGAUUCUUGUAUAAAUUUCACCAGACACAAAAUGAAUACAGCAAACGACAAAACACCAUUUGCACAUUAUUAAUAUAAAUCCCUGCUUUACCUGCAGACAUUUACAUAUCAUCAGCACUUUCACAGAGUGACUGCAGCUUAAAAGCACACCCUGUGUCCUUUCUUGCAGCAUCAUCUUAGUGAAAAAAAAACUCAGCACUCGUCAGGGUCACAAAAGUUGGGCUCUUUGCCUGGAAAUCCAUUUCUAUCAUGUAUUAGGACUGUUGCAUUUCAUCUGUUCUCUAUAAAUAGAUCAUGAUUUGAUUGACAGCACCAAGAGACAUUGACUUGUCUGGCAGUUCAGUUCUGUGGCUUUGCUUUCCAAGCUUCAUCAGCACUUUCAUCUCUCCCUCCUGUACUUCUAAGAGCAUCUCUCCUUACCGAUCAAACAUUCAAUGACAGAUACCGGAGAGUAUUUGGCUGUAAACACUUGUUUCAGUGGCAUGGUUUAUGUCAGAAAGGUAAAAAAAAAAAACUUGGCCUCGGGC